GUAUAUAUUGCGAUGGCAUGUCUGUGAAGGCAUGGAGUUGUGUUUUGUUGUGAGACGAGGAACGUGAACGUAUUAUUCAAUCAUUUUUCAGCGUAUAGUCCUCAAGGAGUUAAAAAUGCGGCCGCUAUUGCUGUGUUCCGUGUUUAUCCUCGGAUCUUUACUGUCUUUCGCAGCUGCCGAUGGGCACGGCUGGGACUACAGACCUAUCAAAGUCAUUAUCAAGGAGCAUCCAAAACUCAUCACCAUUCCACACUACGUGCCUUGGCCCAAGCACGUUCCUGUGCCUAAACACGUGCCAGUCCUCAAACCACUGCCCAUAGCAAAACCGGUGCCUGUGCCCAAGAUAAUUCCAGUCGUGAAGCACGUCCAUAAGGUGGUGCACGUGCCUAAAGUGAUCCACAUCCACAAGUCUGUACCAGUUCCCAAGCCAUAUCCCAUCCCCAAAGUGGUUAAAGUACCAAAGCCUUACGUUGUCCAUGUGCCGAAGCACUAUCCUGUGCCUAAACCAUACCAUGUGCCAAUCUACGUGAAGAUCCCCAAACCCUACCUUGUGCCCGUGCACAAAUCAGUGCCAAUCCCGGUGCCGAAGCACGUGCCAGUGAAAGUAGAGGUCAUCAGGGUGAAGCCUAUAGUCAUUAAGAAGCCAGUACCUAUUUUGUACCACGAAAAGAAGCACCACGAAGAAUGGUGAAAGAACACAUGAAGGCUUAGUUUAGAAAUGUAUUCUAAUCCAUCCACACUUUGAGAAGACUUUUGAUUUGUUUCUGAAAAAAAGUGCUAUAAAGACAAAAAAGUCUUUUCAUCGUUGGGUUAAAAAGCAGGAGCUUUGGCUCUUAGCUGUAUCCGUAUCCGUGCAGGGUGCGGAUUGUAUAUAAUGUAUCUCGCCACAAUGUGUGCGAUCAGUUACUACUUAUGUAUAUCAUGUGUAUUUUUUGUGCAAAUACAAGCUAGCCAUUUAUUAUCGAAUGCUUCCACAAGGAUAGCUUUCAUUUUAUUUUUUUUAUCUCAUAAGUUUCACUUCAACAUAUCAGGAAUUACGAAUUAGCUUUAGAUUUUCAUUUCGAUUCCAACAGUUAUUCACAAUUUGUGGGGUACGUUUGCUUAAAAAAGUAUGGGAACAUAAAAAGAAAGAAAAACACUCUUAAAAUGUAAUUUUUAGAAUCAAGGUAAUGAAAGGCAUACUCAGAUAGCAAAGGAAAUAUUAUUGCAAAUAAAUGCAACUUCACACAUCUAAAUAAUUUUGAUAUAUAAAGAAUUCUAGAAAAACAAAGACAAAAACUCUAAACGGAAUUCUUAGUUAUCGAAUUAGUAGUAAUAAAAAGUACUUUCUGUUAAUAAAAGAUAAAAACUAUUUAAAAUAAACGUUUAAAUAACACCAAAAUUGUUUUCAGAUUGGUAAUUUAAAAUCAACAAAUUGUUUACGGCGAAUUGAAAGAAUUAGGUAAAUUUAUUAGAUUAAAAAAACGAUCCAUUAUCUGUCAUUUCCAAUUUUGAAUUUUAUUUGCAUGAAUUUAUCAUAAUUUCAAAUAUACAAGUGAAAAUUGAAUUGCUGAUAGUCGUUACAAAUCGAUACAAAAAGCUACGAAUCUCAAAUAUUUUAUGAAUCUUAGUAAAAUCAAUACGAUAUCAGAUUCAAGAAAUUGAAAGUAUUAUUAGUUUAGAUAGUAGCGAAACAGAGACAAGUUAAAACUUAAAAUUAAUAUAAGAAUUUGGUGAAAAACAUGUAGCAUUCAUAAACCCUAAGGGAAUAAUCAAAAAAAAAUAAUGCGCAAUUAAUUUUGGAAAUAUCUGUCAUAAUAUAAAGUAUUUAAAUUAAUCGUUUUUUUAAACAUCAUUAGUAUUAAUUGAAUUAUUAAUUUUAGAGACAAAAUCCUUAUUUUUUUUUUUUUUUUU
This is a messenger RNA of Argiope bruennichi, 1893 nucleotides long. Its product is annotated as zinc finger protein 512B-like. NCBI's taxonomy places the organism in Eukaryota, Metazoa, Arthropoda, Arachnida, Araneae, Araneidae. Bases 116 to 691 code for a protein of 191 amino acids. The transcript is spliced from 3 exons. The record is from RefSeq and is a predicted model, not a curated record.